Vollenhovia emeryi is the source of this 621-nucleotide messenger RNA. RefSeq lists its product as uncharacterized. NCBI's taxonomy places the organism in Eukaryota, Metazoa, Arthropoda, Insecta, Hymenoptera, Formicidae. The transcript has a single exon. The record is from RefSeq and is a predicted model, not a curated record. Bases 1 to 621 code for a protein of 206 amino acids.
AUGGAGAUUCAUGCCUCCUCACCCCCUCAUUUGGAGGAUUGUGGGAAGNUGGGGCUACGCAGUCUCAAGCAUCAUCUUCGCCGAGUACUCGGCCCUCACAAGCUCACGUUCAAGGAAUUCGCUACUUUGCUAUGCAAAAUAGAAGCCUGCCUAAAUUCCCGGCCUCUGGGCCCCCUCUCCGAUACCCUUGAUGACUAUGAGCCGCUCACACCAGGACAUUUCCUCAUAGGUUCCGCUCUUAACGUUUCCCCGGAACCGUCUCUCCUUCAGGUAAACGAGAAUCGACUCUCGAGAUUCCAGCUUGUUCGACAGAUCACUGAGCGAUUUUGGCGAAUUUGGCAGCAAGAUUAUGUUAAUACCUUGCAACAGCGCACUAAGUGGCGCAGGGUGCAAUCCUCAAUUCGAGUCGGAGCGAUGGUCCUUAUCCGCAAUUCUACGUUGCCUCCGAGUAAGUGGGAGCUCGGGCGAGUGACUCGAUGUCAUCCCGGAUCCGACGGUUUAGUUCGCGUUGUCUCGGUUAAGAGAGCAAACUCAGAGUACAAGCGUCCGGUGACGCAAUUAUGUCUAUUGCCCGUGGAUAUUGAAGCGAACGACAAAGAAGAUCCAGAGCUCGCAUUAUAA